Messenger RNA from Zingiber officinale, 381 nucleotides. Its product is annotated as protein RALF-like 19. The transcript has a single exon. Bases 1 to 381 code for a protein of 126 amino acids. Lineage: Eukaryota; Viridiplantae; Streptophyta; Magnoliopsida; Zingiberales; Zingiberaceae. The record is from RefSeq and is a predicted model, not a curated record.
AUGGCUCUCCGCCUCGUCCUCUUCUUCCUCCUCCUCCUCCUCCUCCUCUCGGCCACCGCCACCGCGGCCGAGACCGUGGCUUCCGACGUAGCCCGCAUUGCUGGCGGCGCCACGCCCACUUGCGACGGGCUCGUGGGAGAGUGCGCCGGCGACGGAGAGGAGGACGACUUGGAAGGGGAGGAAGAGACACGGCGGUACCUGUACGGGUACGCCGGCAGCCGGGGACGGGCCCGGUUCAUAAGCUACGACGCGUUGAAGCGGGACCGCGUGCCCUGCGACCGCAGGGGAAACUCCUACUACAACUGCCAGCGGAGCGGGCGGGCCAACCCGUACCGCCGGGGAUGCACCGUCAUCACCCACUGCGCCAGGAUGCUCCACUGA